UAUCAGGUAGCAAGAAGAGAGGGAGAAUUCUUCCUGAACAAAGUUGUAUGGAGUUCGCAGAGUUUCUUGAGUAAAUUCAACAGAUUUUUGAUGCAUACGUUGAGGAGAGGAGUUUGUUAAUUAUUGUAUCUGAAAAUGAUAUAAAUAGAGGGCGAUUCUGAUUUCUGAAGAGGGAGGCAUCACUUUUAUUCUCACCGAAGAAUUUCGUCCGGUCGGCGCAAAUUCAGCGCCGAUUUCCGUAGAUGAUUACUAAUUCUGCAGGAGUUUUGGUGGCAACAAAUUGGGGGAUGGCGUAGAUGUGAAGCAGGCAAUUUGGAAUUUCCUCCUUUUCAUUCACUAAUUUGCUGUUUCUGAUCUAUUAUUGCAAUAAUAAUACCUCACCUAGUUUUCAACAUUAUUUUAUUUGUUAGUAGCUUUACAUCAGCACAUGAAGUGUAACUGUGGAGUUUAUCUUUACAAUGGAUUUCUAACUUUUGUAUGUCUAGGACCUCAACUUCCAUUGCAUUCUUGAAAAUGAGAACAAAGAGAAAUGCUUUGUCUUCGUUCUACACUAACAUGAGUUGGAGGAGAAUAAGGACAGCAAGCUCUACUCCCACUUCGGCCAAUAUUGCGGCGGAGGCAGGUACGGUUCCUUCUCGCCCACAAACGGUUUCUACAAAUCAUAAUAGCUUGGUUUCUUCGAAUCAAUCCAAAUUCAGAAACAGCUUUAAUGAUUUAGACGAUGCCCUCAAUUUAUUCCAUCAAAUGGCUCAUACCCGCCCCUUUCCUUCUGUUAGUCAGUUCAACAGACUGCUUUGUAGAAUUCGGAAAUUGAAGAAUUAUUCUGUAGUUGUUUCCCUCUUUCAAGAAAUGCGCAUCAAGGGCAUCCCAAUCAGUGUGUAUACCAUUAACAUUCUGAUGGAUGUGUGCUGCCGCUCAAGUCGAGUAGAUUGCGGGUUUUGUGUACUUGGUGUGGUCUUCAAGUGUGGAUUUGAGUUUCAUGUGGUCACAUUCACCACUCUGAUUAAGGGCCUCGUUCUGGUUAAUAAGAUUGCAGAGGCUGUAGGGCUAUUCAAGAAGUUGGUGAGGGAAAAUGUGUGCGAAGUUAAUCAAAUUACUUAUGCUACUCUUAUAAAUGGGCUUUGCAAGGCAGGUCAUACACAAAUUGCUCUUGACUUACUUGUAGUAAUGCAAAAGGAGGGACCUAUGCCUGAUACUAGAGCCUAUAACACUGUAAUUGAUUCUCUAUGCAAAGACAGAAUGGUUGAUCAGGCUCUUGGCCUUCUCUCUGAGAUGAUUGAAAGAGGAGUUCCCCCGGACAUCAUCACAUAUACUUCACUGAUUCAAGGCCUUUGCAAUUUUUGCCGAUGGAAAGAGGUUACCAAGUUAAUGAAUGAGAUGGUGCUACAUCAUGUAUAUCCAGAUGUCCAUAUUUUCAGUAUAUUAAUAGAUGCCCUCUGUAAGGAGGGGAUGUUGGAAAGUGCGGAAACUAUCAUUCAGAUCAUGAUUCAAAGGAACACUUAUCCUAAUGUCGUCACAUACAACCAUCUUAUUGAGGGGUACUGCUUGCAAGGACGGAUGGAUGAAGCGAGGAAAGCUUUUGGUCGGGUGGUAGAAAGUGGCCUUCAACAUAAUGUUUGGACCUAUACCACAUUAAUUAAUGGAUACUGUAAAAUAAAAGAAAUGGAUGAAGCGAGGAAUGCUUUUGGUCAGAUGGUAGAAAGUGGCCUUCAACCUGAUGUUUGGACCUAUAACACAUUAAUUAAUGGAUACUGUAAAAUAAAAGAAGUGGAUGAGGCCAUGCAUCUAUUUUGUGAAAUUCCUAAAAAAGGGCUUCAUCUUGAUGUUGUUACGUAUACCAUAAUGUUGCAGGGGUUAUUUCUGGUGGGUAGAUGUUCUGCUGCACUGGAACUUUUUCAGGAGAUGCUGGUUGCUGGACAUAAACCAGAUUUUUACACUUCAUGUGUCUUACUUAGUGGUUUGUGUGAUAAUGGACAUGUUGAAGAGGCAAUGACAGUCUAUCAUCAGUUAGAUGAUAGAAGCGGAAAUUAUUCUCAUGUUUAUGGUGCCAUCAUAAUUGAUAGGGUCUGCAAGAUAGGACAGCUUAAUAUUGCGUGCGAUGUAUUCAAUGACCUCAUCUCUAAAGGGCGACACCCAAAUGUAUAUACAUACACUGCAAUGAUAAGUGGGCUUUGUCGAGAAGGAUUAAUAGAUGAAGCCUUAGAGUUGUUAAGGAAAAUGGAGAAGAAUGAUUGCUUACAAAAUACUGAGACUUAUAAUGUUAUUUUGCAAGAAUUUGUUAGAGAAAAAAAAUGGCAUGAGGCAAAUCUACUUUUGGAGGAAAUGGUUGGUAAGGGUAUUUCUCCAAAUGAGCGCACAUUGUUCUUCAUAAACGACUUACUUGCACUUAAAACUGGAGAUGAGACAGUACUAAAGGUGGUACAGAAAUUUGCAGCGAAUCAUGUAAAGUAACUACAUAUUUGGAAUCUUUUAGCUUCUCUACUUGUUCAUGAUUUGAUACUUUUGGAGGAAUGUUUUCAGGGAUUUCACUCCCAUUUCAGGGCUUCCACAAGUUUGGGUCUCAGCAUCUAUCUUUUAACAACAUAAUAGUUCAUAAGCUGCUGCAUUUUUUUUUUCUUUUUCUUGAAGUUCAUUGCAAGUAUUAUUUGCUUAAGCACUCUUAAUCUACAGUUAAAGCACCAAGUAGGCAGUUAUGUUCAUCCACCGUCAUUUUCAAGCUUCAACUAAUUCAUCAUCAUUUUGAAAAUAAAUUGUUAGUAGAUGUACACUAAUGUUGAUUGGCUCUCAAUGUUCUAUAAAUAUAUACGGAGUAUUAUAUA
Ipomoea nil (Japanese morning glory) is the source of this 2819-nucleotide messenger RNA. Its product is annotated as putative pentatricopeptide repeat-containing protein At1g12700, mitochondrial. The transcript has a single exon. Bases 478 to 2451 code for a protein of 657 amino acids. Gene Ontology annotation, molecular function: protein binding. The record is from RefSeq and is a predicted model, not a curated record. NCBI's taxonomy places the organism in Eukaryota, Viridiplantae, Streptophyta, Magnoliopsida, Solanales, Convolvulaceae.